GUUCCUGGGUUUGUGCAGGAAGAGCACUCGGGUCAUUUCAGGGCUGCAGAAGAGCCGAACGCCUUCUCUUAACAGUGUUUUAUUAAUACUUUAAUAUAUGCUCAUUUUACACUGAAUGCACUGAUAAAAUAUAAUGCUUUCGAAAUGGGAUUAAAGAGGUUGUAACAGCAGCUCCACUGUGCCUUAGCCUAGCCCAGCUGACCUGCAGAACUGGACCACUUAAGAGUAGGUUUAGAUUAAUACAUUAAGUCUAGUGUGCUUCUGCAUCCUGACAUGGAGUCUUUUGGAGCCAUUGGCACCGUGCUUGGAUGCUCUGUGGCUGUUGCUGUGGGUGUGCUUGUGUUUUCAGCCUACAAACUUGGCUUACUGUACCAGUUGUUUCACAAGACUGAGACGAAGAGCCCACGACAUGGCGGUGAGAGUGUGGCAGAGGUGCUCCGCGCCCACGGUGUCAAGUACCUUUUCACACUUGUCGGCGGUCACAUCUCACCCAUCCUGGUGGCUUGUGAGAAGGUGGGCAUCCGCAUUGUGGACACUAGACAUGAAGCCACUGCCGUCUUCGCUGCCGAUGCUGUGGCGAGGCUCUCAGGAACUGUUGGUGUAGCAGCAGUGACUGCUGGCCCGGGCCUUACUAACACAGUGACCGCAGUGAAGAAUGCUCAGAUGGCUGAAUCUCCUUUGCUGCUCAUGGGAGGAGCUGCUGGCACCUUACUCCAGGGCAGAGGAGCACUGCAAGAUAUCGACCAGAUGUCUCUCUUCAAGCCGCUGUGUAAGUUCUGUGCCUCCAUCAGGACCAUCAGGGAGAUCGUGCCUACUGUCAGGAAAGCCCUGGCCAUCGCCCAGUCGGGGACUCCUGGUCCUGUUUUCAUAGAGUUCCCCAUCGACACGCUCUAUCCCUACCAUCUUGUGUCCAAAGAGUUUGGAGUGAAGAACCCUCCCAAAGGCCUGAUGGGCAAAGUUGUUUCAUGGUACCUCAAUAACCACCUCAUGAACCUCUUUGCUGGAGCCUGGGAGACCAGAGAUGUGUCUCCACUUCCCGUUGACAUCCCGCAAGCCACAGACGAUCAGGUACAAAAGUGCAUAGAGCUGGUGAGCCGAGCGAAGAAACCUGUAAUUCUGCUGGGUAGCCAAGCAACUCUACCCCCAACCCCGGCCGAUGACAUAAGGAAGUCAUUGGAGGACCUGGGCAUUCCCUGCUUCCUUGGUGGAAUGUCCCGUGGCAUGCUGGGUAGAGACAGCCCAAUCCACAUCAGACAGAACAGACGAGAUGCCCUGAAGGAUGCCGACUUGGUGCUCUUAGCAGGCACCGUGUGUGACUUCCGGCUGAGCUAUGGCAGAGUUCUUAACAGACGCAGUAAGAUCAUCGCGAUCAACAGGGAUAAGACGCAGCUGCUGAAAAACUCAGACAUGUUCUGGAAACCAACAAUGGCAAUUCAGGGUGAUGCUGGUUCGUUCUUAGUACGGCUUUCCAAAGGCCUGAAGGGCCACCGCUGUCCAGAGGAAUGGCCUCAGCAGCUCAAAGCAGGAGAUGUCACCAAAGAAAGUGUAAACAGGGCCAAAGCUGAUGAGAAGACCGAUCACCACUUGAAUCCCUUGAAAGUCCUCCACUGUGUGGAUGAGCUGAUGGCAGAGGACAGCAUCAUUGUGGCUGAUGGGGGGGAUUUUGUUGGAAGUGCUGCUUACAUAAUGAGACCAAGAGGGCCCAUGCGUUGGCUGGAUCCAGGAGCGUUUGGGACCUUGGGAGUUGGAGGAGGAUUUGCCUUGGGGGCAAAGCUGUGCCGGCCUGAAUCUGAGGUGUGGAUAGUGUACGGCGACGGCUCCUUAGGAUACAGUGUUGCAGAGUUUGACACAUUCACUAGACACAAGACACCAGUUAUUGCUGUGGUGGGAAAUGACGCAUGUUGGAGUCAGAUAGCCAGAGAGCAGGUUCCCAUACUGGGCAGCAACGUGGCGUGUGGCCUCGCGUUUACAGAUUAUCACAUAGUGACAGACGGCUACGGUGGUAAGGGCUACCUCGUAGGGCGCGAGGACGAGGACAGGCUAAGCGACAUCAUCAGAAAAGCUCAGAGGGAAACCCAGGAGGGCAAGGCUACACUUCUCAAUGUUCUGAUAGGAAAGACCAACUUCAGAGAGGGCUCCAUCUCUGUAUAAGGCAGCAGCUGUUUCUUUAAACUUCUUCUUCUUCGUUCUACCUUUGGCUCUUCAUAGACUUUACUAGGUAUAAGGCUCUAUGUAGGGUUUCAGGGAGUAGGAAGAUACUGCAGGAUACUGUGUAGAGCCCUGUCCUGCCCUGACCUAUGCUAAUCCUUUGUGCCCUUAAAGCCAUAUUUCCCCUUGGUAAGAGGAAAUUACUUUACAGUUUGCUGAUCUCCUUUAAGAGUGAACAAACCAUCAGUUGCAAUAUCACUUUCUUCCCUCUUGAUACUAGUAAAAAAAAUCAAUCUAGCAAGACACCGGAGUCAUGACCCGGAUAUUUCAAUAUCAAAGGGUGACUGUUAAUAAACCUGCAGGUUCUGUUAUUUACUCUCAAGUUCUACUGAAAUACUACAGCUCCAGAUCUGCCAGACUAGUUGUGCAUCAUGCAACUUCCAGGUUCAUGUAGUGCUAUUCAAUAGAAUUGCUGCAUCUUAAUGAAGGGAAAGAGUGAAAAGUAAGAAUUUUGCUUUUUUAAAAGGGAUUGUACCUCUUCAGGAGUUCGGGGUUUGACUUUUGACCUUUAACACAGCCUAUAACUGUUUUGCAAAUAAGCCAGUAACUGAAAAUGAGAAUUGGUUUCAGUUAUCAAAUGCAACCAGUAUGCCUUUUCUCCUGUUAUCAAAUGAACAUGGAGUCUUUUUAUUAGUCAUGAAACCUUACAGCUGUAAUAUUCUAUAUUCCUUGAUGAUUUGAUUAAAAAUGUUAAAUGGAAAAUAUUUUUUUGAAUGUUGAAGAUUGACAAAUGGUAUGCCUUUAAUGUUUGAUUGUAUCUUUGAAUGCAUUGAUAUGUUUAGAUUGAAAAUGUGUCUGCUGAUUCAGAUAUGUAUUUGAAUUUUUAAUACCAACUUGCAUUGAUGUGGGUUAUUAUUUCAAAUAUGCCUAUAAUCAAUAUGUAUGCACUAUAAUUAUAACUUAUUUACUCACCAGGUGAACAUGUGUGAAUCAUCUCACUCCAAUAUAUAUAUAUUGCUGUUUUAUUUGGUACUUUGAAGGGGGUUAUGUCAAACUUUUAAUCCUACAAUGUUGAUUUGCGUUAAUUCUCAAAUAAAUUGGA
Molecule: messenger RNA, 3250 nt
Organism: Anoplopoma fimbria (sablefish)
Lineage: Eukaryota; Metazoa; Chordata; Actinopteri; Perciformes; Anoplopomatidae
Gene: ilvbl
Product: ilvB (bacterial acetolactate synthase)-like
Exons: 14
Coding region: 274-2151 (625 amino acids)
Biological process (GO): L-valine biosynthetic process
Cellular component (GO): acetolactate synthase complex
Molecular function (GO): acetolactate synthase activity; magnesium ion binding; flavin adenine dinucleotide binding
Source: RefSeq, a predicted model, not a curated record